ACCAAAACAUUUAAUUUCUUCAAACCACUACAUUUUUUUUUGAAGCUAUAUAGUAUAUUCUUUAUUUUCGUCAAACAGCUCAAGAACCUCUCGCAAUUUAAAAAGCCCUAUUCGCUCGUGUCGCAAUCUCGAUUCGUCCAUCGUUUUUCUUGGCUGACGCUGGUCCUAGGGCUUUCUUUUUUCUUUCCAAUUGUUCCAAAUCAAAUCCCCCGAUUCUUCCUAUUUUUGUUGGCAUUUUCAUAUUUCGGAUUCUAGGGUUUAAAGUGCUGACUUUGAUUACUACUUUUUCUUUGAGAAUUGGAUUGAUUAAACCUUUUGGGAGUUCAAUUGUUUGAUUUCCGGUGCAUGGUACAUGCACAACUUUUGUAUUUGAAGUGGGAUGAAUAGUGUGUUCAGCGAACAGAUACUUGCAGACAAGCUAUCGAAGCUUAACAGCACACAGCAGUGUAUUGAAACAUUGUCUCAUUGGUGUAUAUUUCACCGAAGCAAAGCAGAAGUUGUUGUUAAGACAUGGGAGAAACUGCUUCAGAGUUCUGAAGUGGCUCAGAAGGUCCUCCCAGGAGCUCUCAAAGAUCUUAUUGAAAAAGCCGAUGAUCAUGGAAGACAAGUUGUCAACAGAUUGGUUGAUAUUUGGGAACAAAGGAAAGUGUUUGGAUCUCAUGCAAAGAACAUAAAAGAUGUCUUGCUUGGAAUUGAAUCGCCUCAACCCCUUGAGUUCACCAAAAAACGUCCUCGCUCUGUUAAAAUUGUUAAGAGAGAUUCAAGAUCCAUAAGAACGAAAUUGACGAUUGGAAGUACAUCAGAGAGAAUUGUCUCAGCUUUUCAUUUAGUUGUCAGUGAACACCAUGGCGAAGACGAAGAAAUGAAUAAAUGCAAAUCUUCUGUUCACCGUGUUAAGAACUUGGAAAAAGAUAUUGAUUCGGCGUUAACGAAUGCAAAGGAUCCAAAGAGGAAGACUUUGUCUAAAGAAUUGGAAGAAGAAGAAAAUCUUUUGAAGCAGUGCAUUGAGAAACUUAAAGUUGUUGAAGCAAAUAGAUUAGCCCUUGUUUCUCAGUUGCGUGAUGCACUCAAUGAUCAGGAAUCCGAGUUGGAGAAUGUUCGCACUCAAAUGCAGGUGGCACAAGCACAGACACAGGAAGCGGAAGCUAUGCGGAAGCGGCUAGAUGAUAUAAACUAUGUGGCGGAAACAAAACAAACCACCGCCACACCGCCAACAUCUUCCACCGCCACCACCACUCCACCGCCACCUGCUGCUGCGGGAUCUAAAAAGUCCGCCGCUGAUAUAGCUGCGGAAGUUGCUGACCGCCUUGCUGCCUCCACCUCCUCCCAAUACAUCAUGUCAUCUGUCCUUUCUUCAUUUGCAGCCGAACUUACAAACAACAAUUCCGUUUCACAACCAGAAUCACCACCACUUCCCUCCGAUCACAACCACUUUAUGCCGCCACAAAUGGCGGCAAGCACCCCAUACCAAGCGGUUUUAAUACCCUCCCAACCUCAAUACCAUACACAACAAUAUCUCCAACCCUCCAGUGGGAUUGUGACAUCCUAUACAUAUAGUGGUGGCCCUCCGCCGCCACCACCACCACCGGCUUAUAUGAUGAGUCCGAUGCUUCCUAUGCAGAUGACCCACCAGCAGCCGAUGCCGCCUCAGCAACCGCCAGCUUUCCGGCCACUUCCUCCGUUUUAUGCACACCCUCAUCAAUCCCAGUGAUGGAUGUGAUUUUUGAUGAUUAUUUGUGGGUUUGUUGAGAAAAUAUUGAUUUGGUGGAAGGUAGUUUUUUUUUUUUUGGUUAUGAUUGUUAGGACUAGGAUGACGUGGCGAUGUUGGCACCUGAUUUGGUUGUUGUUAUAGUGUGUUUGUCUUGUUUUUUUAGUCGGGAUUGAGGUAUAAGUAUACUGUACAUUUGGUGGUUAAAAGGCAGCUUACAAUUUUGUAUCCAAAUAUUUUUCAUGUCUCUGGGUACACACAAAGGGCUACAUCCUCAACCCCAAGAGGUUUCCUU
Messenger RNA from Lactuca saligna, 2003 nucleotides. The record is from the annotation of a GenBank genome assembly. NCBI's taxonomy places the organism in Eukaryota, Viridiplantae, Streptophyta, Magnoliopsida, Asterales, Asteraceae.